Molecule: messenger RNA, 7762 nt
Organism: Rhipicephalus microplus (southern cattle tick)
Lineage: Eukaryota; Metazoa; Arthropoda; Arachnida; Ixodida; Ixodidae
Gene: Rab8
Product: RAS oncogene family member Rab8
Molecular function (GO): GTPase activity; GTP binding
Source: RefSeq, a predicted model, not a curated record
UUAGUUGCUUGACAUGGCGAAAUCGUACGAUUUUUUGUUUAAGUUGCUUCUCAUAGGAGAUUCUGGAGUCGGUAAAACGUCCAUUUUGUUCAGGUUUUCCGAUAACAAGUUCGACGGAAGCUUCAUAUCGACAAUAGGUAUCGAUUUUAAGAUACGGAUUAUCGAAAUCGACGGGAAGAAAAUCAAGCUGCAGAUAUGGGACACGGCUGGUCAGGAGCGCUUCCGCACGAUAACGACCGCCUACUACAGGGGGGCAAUGGGCAUCAUGCUCGUGUACGAUGUCACAAAGGAAGCGACGUUCGAAAACAUAAAGACGUGGAUCAGGAAUACAGAUGAGCAUGCAGCUGCGGACGUUGAGAAGAUGAUCCUCGGAAACAAGUGCGACAUGAACGAACUCAGACAAGUUUCGAAAGAGCGCGGAGAGAAGUUGGCUAUAGAACACAACAUCAAGUUCAUGGAGACCAGUGCUGUGUCAUCAAUAAAUGUGGAGGAGGCUUUCUACACACUUGCGAGAGACAUUAAGGAGAAAAUGGAACGAAAGGUGGCGGCUCGGGCGCAGCCGAAGCCAACAGGCCCGCACCUACACUCUGUUGAGCCCGUGCGAAAGAGAACCCGGUUUACAUGCACUCUCCUAUGAUGUCCGUGGACGCUGGAGCUCGGAAGAGUGCAGUGACUCAUUUCAGUGCCUAACAAAGGGUGCCUGCCAGCUGCCAGAAUCCAGUCUUCGAUUGCCACGACGCGACGCAGCCAACGUUUUUUCGCGGGUGGCUGUCACGCGCCUCACCUGGCUUGCUACUCCUAGGCACUUCAUGUCCAUCUCGCCUCGAGCGUGCGCACCUCACAUCGCUGCACGUGCGGCCACAGGCAUAUACAUAUACACACAAAACGCCUCUUGUUUUGACCACAAGGUGCCCAGUCUUAUUAUAAACACCCAUGUGAACGGCAAUCAAAGAAAAGGUGCACUUUGUCUUCCACGGUUUUCUUCCGUCUGUACAGUAGUGCCUUAUUUAUGUGGGCGCACCAACACCAGGUAAGCUGAGCCUAGUUACUCUUGCACAAAUGGUCAUAGUUAUGCUGAACCUCAGUUGUGGCCUGCAACAGUUACGCUCACUCGCGUGGAAAACAUAAUUGCCGUCACUAUGAGCCAUGCCGAGUGCAUGUACACAGUAACAUUGUCCGUGUAACUGAACGUAACCAUUGUGAACAGAAACAGAAUAAUUAAGCGACAGCUUGAAAUUCAGUUGAAGUGGACUGUUUGUGACUUUGCAAUCAGGCGUUUCACAUAACAGGAUUUACUUUGUGCAGGCUGAAGCAACCUCGACUUAACUGCAGCUGGUGUGCCCGUGUAACUGAGGUCCAAAUAAUGUUUUCCUUGGUCUUUUUUUUUUUUAUUCCCCUGCAUCUUGAUUGUACUCCCAGUUCAAGGGCGAGUGCCUCUGUUAUGAAAGGGUCAAAAGGAACAAAAAGCGUUUGUCUUGUGACCUUGAACUGAUUGUACGUUUUUUAUUUUAGAUUGAUGCAACCUUUACAGGGUGUGUUGGGUGUUUUGAAGGAUGUUAACUGAACAUGUGUACAGCGUUAUAAACGUCCAGGUUGUUUUUUUUGUUUUCUCAUUCUGCCAAUCCUGUUCCCUUGUAAGUGCAUUAUUUCAUUUCUACUGCUUUCAUUUGGAUCAUUUUUUUUUCAUUAAUGCAGAGCACAGAAACCUGCCUGCUUUUCUUUUCUAUAUUUUAAUGCCCAAGGACAAGUCAGCUUUAUUGAUUUUUUGUUUUUUCAUUAAUGCAGAGCACGGAAAUUGCCUGCCUUUCUUUUCUACAAUUUUAUGCACAAUGACAAGUCAGCUGUAUUGUGACAUUGCUGGCAAAACUUUACUGGCCAGCAUUUCUCAGUCAAGAGUUAAGGUGAAGCAUUCUGCCCUUAUAACGUGGUGCUGAGCAAAUAAAACGCUGACGAGAAUGUCUAAAUGUGUGCAAGACCAUCAGUGCUACUAAACACAAAAUCAUACCUCACUUCAUAUUUUGUCACCAAAAAUCUGGCACCAAACUUGCUAAUUAUUGGGGCAGGCUCAUCUUAAGACAUAUUUUUGUUCAUUUCUUCAGCGAUCCUGAUUAUACUGCACAUGCUUAUGCAGUUUUUCUGCUGAUUUCAAAUAUGUAAUUUUCCUGUAACUCAUUCUGUUCCUGAGAUAACUUAAGUUCACCACCUAUUGUAUAAGUCUUAAAAAGUGAAAAAAAAGUGCUUAAUUAAAAGUCAUAUUUAAGAUAUGGCAACAUGGACUAAUGACUAGAGAUUGCAAGUGUGCAAGAGUUUUUUUUUUGCUUUUCAGCCUUUCUUGGUUAUUUUACAGCAAAAUUAACUUUCCAUUUUCAUAAGCAGUCGCAGUUGUGUUACAGUUUUAAUAAGUAAUUAAUUUAAAAGGCUUGGGCUCUAAAUCCUAAAAAAGUGCUUAGUUUGAAACAUGGCAACAUGUACUAAUGACUGGAGAUUGAAAGUAUGCAAGAGUUUUUUUGUUUUUCAGCUUUUCUCAGUUAUUUUACAGCAAAGUUAACUUUCUGUUUUCAAAAGCAGUUGCGAUUGUGUUACAGUUUCUCUGAGUAAUUAAUUAAAAAGGCUCGAGCUCUAAGCUCUGCUUCCAUACUUGCAAUCUAUGCACAUACUGGUUUCUAUUGCGAAAAGAAUUAUUGUUGUACCAGCCCUAGCUGCAGAGAUAUUGAGGCCUCAAAAUUGAACAGUCGUAUAUUUACUUUUUCAGGAAAAGGGAAAAAUCUGAUAACACGCAGUUUCUCCGAAUAACAUCAAUUAUGGUGUGUUUCUCUUGCAAUGCUCAUAAAGGUGCUCAUAAAUUGGUAGUGGAGCUUCGGGCACAGGUGCUGGCAAAUUAUAAAGAAGCUUCGAAGUAGGCUCCCCAUUUUUUGCGGCAUCAGCAUUGUGCUCUAGCACCGAGACUCUGGGCAGUCAGAAUGGCAUUACAAAACAAAACUACCACUUCCUGGUAGGUGAAAAUUUGCAGGGAUAUAGAAAAAUACUGGCGGAAAGCAAAUAUGUCAAUUUAAGAAAAUGAAUUUUUUGAUCACUCUUUGGUCCCAAAGACCAGUCUGCCCCCUUAACCUGAGUCGAAAGUGGCAUGAGCCGAAAUGGAAGAACACAUUGCGGUAGUUGACCGUAACUUCUUCACGUUUCAUUCAUGUGACCACGAAUUCCUGACUAUCUGUCAAAUCAGUCAUUGUAUUCAAAGCGCUGUUGAUUCAACUUUUCUGUUUGUCAUAUGCACAUCUCUUAUUCUCCUGCCUCCUACUGUGCCUGAAAGUUUUACUUUUCUUCUUUUUUUUUCAUUUUCAGUUUUUUAACGGUGCUCUGAAGUUGCACCAUGUACUUUGCAGUUGCUAUUGCAUAUAACUGUAUACAUAUACUCACAGCCCCCUUUCUUUUUCUUACUCAGCCUAGUGUGUGCAAACACAGCAGUUUUAUACACUCAAGUUUGCAAGCAUGCCCUUCUUUCACGCUGCCAAAUGCUCCUCUGCCUAUUUAAGUGUGUUAACCAUCGUCACGUCUAAUGUUUAACCAACUAAUGCCGUUAUGCACAACUCCUUUAUCUUCUCAGUGCAUCUGGAGCAACUUUUGCUUUAAUGGCUUUUUAAAUAUCAAUCGUAGGGAGGGAGGGAACGACGGGGAGAGGGCAGUUUUUCAGUGAUAUGGGUUCAUGUGUUGCCAGACACUGGCAUCACGUGGGCACCAGCUUUUGUGUCGUAGCUUUUGCAUACGGUUUUCACUCAAAAUCAUGCUUAAUAUCAAAUACACACAAAAAGUAGAUCUUUGUUUAUAAUAAAAUAACGCACUUGAUCGUACCAAAUGCAAAACGUACCACAGUUGAAUCUCGAUCAAGUGAAGUUUUAUCCAAUAUAAAACCGCUUGUUAUAGCUCAUGCAUUUUUUGAAAGUAGAUAAUCAGCGCAUGCUACUAUCACAGAGAGCUGUUUAAAUUUUGCUUUGUUUUGUUGGUGUUGGACUGUGUUACACAAACAUAGUGCCGCAUGCUUUGUUAUGAUUGUCAAAUUGACGUAAGUAGUUAAUUGUACAUUAGUCUGACGAAACUUGCAGGUGAUACUCCGUGUGGUGGGAAACUCUUUCAAAAGCAUAAUUAAGUGAGAAAAUGCAGUCCAUCGCACGAAUAACGUGUCGCACACCCACAAGCUGAGAGGUGAGAGUAACAGCUCAUGAUUCGGGAUUGUACAGGCAUUGCUGCCUGUAUUCAAACAUUGAACCUGCUUCCAUCUGCUGGCAGUUAGAGAACAGAAAACCUUUGCAAGCUCGUGCUUUUGCAAAUGCACACCAUUCCUGGGUAUUCAGUUGCAUGACACAAAAGUAGCACAUACAGACAUUGUAGUAUAUACCAUCGUGGACAAUCUCAUCUUUGUUAUUUUACUUGAUUUUUUUUAUUUUAUUUUUUCAUGAGAACAUUUUUCGCCUUACUAUCCUGUUACUCUAUUUUUCUCUCUCAUGACAUAGCACUGUGUUUAAUUUGUUCUGAUUGGACAGCUUAAUUGUAUCUGCACAAGAGACCUUAAGGGGGCAGACUGGUCAUAGACAUUUUUUGUUUAUUUCUUCAGCGAUCUUGAUCAAACUGCACAGGAUUAUGCAGUUUUUUCUGCUGAUUUCAAAUAUUUAAAUAGUUUUUCUGUAACUCAUUUUGUUCCUGAGAUAACUUAAGUUCACCACCUAUUGUUUAAGGCUGCCAUAUAAAGAAGUGCUUAAUUAAAAGUAAUAUUUAAUAUAUGCUAACAUAGAUUGAAAGUAUGCAAUUGUUUUUUUUGUGUUUUUAGGUUUUUCUUGGUUAAAUAACCAAGAAUGAACUAUUCGAACAGCAAAAUGAACUAACCAUUUUCAAAAGCAGUUGUAUUUAUAUUACAAUAUUGAUGAGUAAUUAAAAAAGCUUGUGCUCUAAACUCUGCUCGCAUACUUGCAUUCUACACACGUACGGGUUUUCAUUGCAAAAAGAAUUAUUGUUAUACCUGGCCUAGCUGCAGAGAUAAUGAGGCCUCAAAAUUUAACAGUUGUAAAUUUACUUUUAUGAGAAAAAUUGAAAAAACUGAAAACACACAGCUUCUUCAAAAAGCAACAAUCAUGGUGUGCAUGUUUUGCAAUCCUCAUAAAGGUGUUCAUAAAUUCGUAGCAGAGCUUCUAACGCAGGUGCUGGCAAAUUAUAUAAAGAAUCUUCAAAGUCUGUUCCCCAUUUUUGGCAGGUUCUGCAUGUUAACAGCACCAAGAAUCUAGACAGAGUGACAUUACAAAAAAAAAAUUACCACUUUCUGUUGUGUGAAAAUUUGCUGAGAGAUAGAAAAAUAUUUGCAGAAACUAAAUAUGUCAAUUUUAAAAAAUGAUUUUUUUUGUCACUUUUUGGCCCCCAAAACCAGUCUGCCCCCUUAUAAAAAAGGGGAAACAAUUCGUAGAAAAAAAAAAUCUCUACAUGGUGGCUGGCAUCUCAGAAUCAACCCUUGUUGUUAUACCCUUUACACUGCAUUACCCUGGUGCCUCAUUGGCUGUAACCUACGCACAAAUCAAGACAGCCUUGUGUUGUCAGACAAGGCUUUUUGUACCGACUUACCCUUCAUGGGUUACUUGUGAUGGUAGUCUACAUGCUAGAUUAGUUUCAGUGUGACACAUUCCCUUGCCCACAGUGUUUGAUGAUGACUGAAUACAAAUGUGCUUCACUGUUCAGACACUCAGUACGGUUUCUCUAUACACCACUUUUCAUAUGCUGAAGUCCACGCAUUCAUGUUGGCACUCAGAGUUGUCGCUAGGCAGCAUAGGUUGGUGUAAACUCGCUAUAAUUCAACGUUUAUUAAGGAUUCUAACCAAUUAAAACAAGUAAAAAAAGUUAAGCUUGGCCUAUGGUGUUAUAAGUAGUUGAAUUUGAGACUGGCCAGUCAACGUUAUUGCUGAGUUAUUGUUUUGACAUUCAGGGGGUUUGUCAGGGCAUCUAAUAAUAGCAGCAGUCAUGGAACCCAAUAGCCUUAGAAGCAAGCCCAUGUUUGAUAUUGAAGUCACCGUGGACCUCGGUUAAAGAGACCACGAAUUUGUUUUUGGCUCAGUCAUCACAGAAGAGACCAAUUCAAAAGUUUUUAUGUUUGGAUACAAUCACAUUCUAUGUCCAUGCGGAUUUUGAUUGCAAAUGUGCAUACUAGAAGUAGUGCAAAAAAAAUUGUGUUACUGUUUAGGUACAUGGUUAGGCAUCCACAAAACUCAGUCUUGAUAAGGAAGCUUUGCAGCAGACAAUGUUGGUUGUGAGUGCACAUUUAAAGUUCCUCAUAACUCCACUGACUGUAUAAAUAUAGAUAUGUGCUUUGCAGAAGUUUGAAGUUCAAGCAAGUCAACCAUUUUGUUACAAGAAGUUUCACGAUUAAUGUUAACCUGGGAAAAAAAACAGCAAAUAUUUAUGUGCGCAAAGAGUAGUUUAUCGGUAUCAUCUGUUCCAUGUGCUUAUAGCCUAUAUUUCGAACUCUGGUGCAAGGUUUCUCAACUCGAGCCAAUUUCAGUGAAGGUAUUUGCAUUGCUCAUGGUUUGCAUGGUGUUCGUUCCUAUUUACAGAGCCGACAGCAAGAUAUGUGCUUUACGGUCUUUACUCUUAAGUUGCCCUUUCGUGAAAGUUAAUCAAGCUGACGAAAACAAAAACUUGAGCUAUCUUUCCAAAGGAACACACCUACUUCUUUGUUCUAUGUAAUAUUGAGAGGCUUGGGAUAAUUUUUGUAUAGCACUGCGACAUAGGAAAGGGAACGGUUGACGUUUUGGAUUCGACUUUCUUUUUGUAAAGGUAUUGUGUAUACAAUAGGAACUUCACACCAAAUGCAUUAGCUUGCAAUACCUUGAUGCUUUGUACAGUAUGACAAUACUAUCCUUCUUGUCCUAUGACAUUUACACAAUGUGUCUCAUGCAGCCUGAAAUGUGCUUUUUUCAGAAACCCGUACUCUUCCCCUGUCUGUGCUGCAUUAGAGAAGUGUGUUUCGUAAUAAUGCCAUUUGAAAACCACGUGUUCCUCAAGAAAGGUUUGGCCCAUCAGUUUGCAUGACGAAGAGUGAAAUGUGUUCAUAGACAUCUAAAAAUAGAAACACGCAUUAAUUAUAUGUGCCUGCUACUCUCGGUAGUUGGGUGAUGGUGAUGCCUGCUAGGAUCCACCUGUGUGGGCCUGUCAAAGCCAAUGGUAUAAUGGUAUUUCUUCAAAUGGAUAUUGCAAAUUCACUAUCCUGGUGCUGCUUUUCACAUGGCUAUUAGUAGAGAAAUUGCAGUAAAAUAACAAGGUUAAGACGAGAAAUAAUCUUGGAUUUUAUCACAAGUCCGUAGAUAAAAAGUAUUCACUGCAUUUUGUAUAUUUGGUUUGUCUUGAAGCAUUGUGAACUGGUGAAUGUCAAAAAGUUGUUAGAAAAUGCUGUAUAUUACAUUUAAAAGCAAGAGUGUUGGUGCUACGAGCGAUACAUAACUUGCAAUAAUUCAUUUUUACACUGUCAGCAGAGCAUACUGCUACAUUAAUACUCGCACAAUUGGUAAACAGCGAUAUGAAAAAAGUGGAAUUGCCAUUAUAGGCAUUCUUUUGGGAAAGGGAUGUACAUCGUCUUAGUCAAUUAACAGUAUUCAAUGAUCCUGGUCAGACGCAUUUGCUUGUUACUCAUAGGCAAUUUUAUGUGAACUCGAGGAAAUAUCAAAAUGCACGGGGAUGACGAGAAGCAUGUGAUAUUGGUCCCUUUCAAUAAAAGUUUUUUUCUUUUUCAUUA